AUGAUUGUCUACAUGUUUCUUGCAGUUGUACUUUUUAUAAAAUGCACUGAUGGAUCUUAUUUUCGUGGUGGAACGAUCAGUUGGCUACCACAAACCAAUAAUCCACCUGUAAUUAACAGUACACAGGCAAUUAUUAUCAAUCAACGUUAUGCAUGGUUAGAAAGUACUGUGUCAAGUGUAUGUUCACCGACCACUAUAUUAUCAUAUGGUUUAAUUGGUGAUAACACUACAAAUAAAUUGAAUUGUUUAUCAUCUUCAACAACGUGUACUUCUGCUAAUUUUCCAACAAAUCUGACAACACUUGUUCCAUGUACUGACUACAACAGUCUGUUAAAUAUGUCAACUGGUGAAAGUUCCUUAAUAUUCAAUUUAACCGUUAAAACUGAUGGUUUAGUAAUCGGCUAUGGUAGUCAUUCAACAGAUUUAAGUUGGAUGCCUCUAAAUAUGAUUAAUGAUAGUGCUUUAGUUAAUAUUAGCAUGUAUCUCAAUUUAAGUGCACGUUCCGAUAAUGGUUUGAUUAAUUCUUCACCAACUACAUCAAAUCCAUUUGUUAUCUUUGUACAAGUCAAUGUCAAUACGUCUAUCAAUAUUCCAAUGGCUGAUAUUGAUGGUGAUAUUAUUCAAUGUCGUUUUGCUGAAUCAUCAAAAAAUUAUAAUGGAAUUCUUGUUGAUGAAUGUGGUGAAGUUUGUUAUUCAGAAGCAUUACCAAAUGCUACGGUACUUUUUUCAGAUGAUAGUAUAUGUACGCUCAACGUUACACUUCCAUCAUCUGGCUAUUAUGCUGUUGCACUUCAAUUAGAAGAUUUUCUUGAAAAUGCAACUGAACCACUUAGUUCUGUUCCACUUCAAUUUGUUCUCUAUGCCUACGAAGAAUCAAAUAUAACAACAAAUUCAUCAACAAAUUGCACUAUUGCUCCUAAUAUUACCAGUAUUGAUCCCGAUAAUCCAUCUCCAGGAAGUACAGUUUAUGCGGCUGUCAAUGUUCCAUACACAGCAACUAUCAAUGCUCAAAGCGGUUGUGGAAUUCAACCAAAUACGAGCAUCAUCAAUUUUCUUACUAUUAGUCCACCCGGAAUGAUUAAAACAGAUGUUCCAUUUCUUGAAAGUGAUGGAAGUACUUAUGGAAUUAAUCUUUUGUGGGUACCAACUAGUGAUCAACUUGGAAUGAACUAUACAUUUUGUGCCAUAGCUAUCGAUAUUAAUCUGUAUACAUCAGAACAAUAUUGUUUUGAUUUCAUGGUUGGUCCAAAGACAACUACGUCUGGUCCAUAUAUAACACAACCAAUGACGACUAUUACAACAACAUCUACGACUACGACCACGACAGGUCAACCAGUCAAUUAUCUGCCAUUGGCAGUUGGAUUAGGUAUUGGUAUUGGAUUGCCUCUCCUUUGUUUACUUGGUUUCAUAGCUCGGAGUUAUAUACAGCGAUAUCUUUUCGGUUUUUUACGGUCAAUAUCCGAUUCUCGUGUUGGUAAUUAUAGAAAUGCAGAUGAUCUAAGUCUACAAAAAAUGAGUCCACCACCGACUAGAAGCUUAGAUAAGAAAGAUCUGAAGAAGACGCCUGAUUAUCGAGAACAAUAUAUUAACGAGAAAAAUUCAUCAUCAUCACCACCAUCACCACCAUCACCAUACAACCAAAAACAAUCAAAUCUUAUUAGAAGAAAGUCUGCCUCUCCAAGUACGACAUCAGCAUUUGAACUUGGCUCGUUAUCAUCAACAACUAUCUCCAUGUUUUCUUCAACAACCAAUGCACUCCUAACUGAUCGUGUCGAACAUAUUACCGCUUCAUCUUCAACUACUAAUCCAUUACUAUUAGGUGGUUCGAUUCUUGUACGAGCUUAUAAUAAACAAAAUGACUCAGUUUAA
Molecule: messenger RNA, 1869 nt
Organism: Adineta steineri
Lineage: Eukaryota; Metazoa; Rotifera; Eurotatoria; Adinetida; Adinetidae
Source: the annotation of a GenBank genome assembly